This is a messenger RNA of Cyprinodon tularosa, 2040 nucleotides long. RefSeq names its product glycerophosphodiester phosphodiesterase domain-containing protein 5-like. Gene Ontology annotation, biological process: lipid metabolic process. Gene Ontology annotation, cellular component: membrane. The transcript has 15 exons. NCBI's taxonomy places the organism in Eukaryota, Metazoa, Chordata, Actinopteri, Cyprinodontiformes, Cyprinodontidae. The record is from RefSeq and is a predicted model, not a curated record. Gene Ontology annotation, molecular function: glycerophosphodiester phosphodiesterase activity. The coding region runs from base 26 to 1789 and encodes 587 amino acids.
AGCUGUGUCAUGACUUAUCAGAGUGAUGGCGUCCACGUUCUCACAGCGCCUGUUUGGUCUCCGUGCUAAACUGCUGCGUCGCUACGAACAUGGGCCUUUUGUGAGGUGUCUGUCGGGUCUGUACGGCUGUCGAUGGAGACGCUACGAGAGGAGCGGAGGCCCACCAGGAGACUGCUGCUGCAGCAAGCUGGAAGGAGCCGCCUUCGCUCUGCUGGUUGCAGCUUUCUGUCUCACGCUGCUGUUUCUCUACUUCUGGGGACAAGCUGAGAACGACUACAAUGACUUCGACUGGUUUAACUUUGGUCACUUGGGGUUCUGGUUUCCUUGGUCUGUGGUGCUCCUGGUCAUCUCUGCAGGCCUCUUCACCUACGUCACGGUGCUCAUGCUCCUUGCUGUUUGUUUACUCUCCGAAGGCCAGAAGCUUCAUUUACACUGGAGCCACAAGGUCGGGAUCCUGAUCUGCCUGAUUUUCUCCAUCGUAGCCACUGCCGUCUUGUCUGACCUGUGGGGAGAAGAAUGGACAACGCUGCUGCUCUCCUUCCAGGUGACGGCGCCUUAUUUGCAUCUUGGCAGUGUUCUGCUGAUGACAUCGUUGGCCUGGCCCAUAGCUUUGCAUAUUUUUCGCAUGAACGGCAGAGUGAGGAAGAUGCUGAUCUUUAGGGUGUAUCUGGCCAUCCUGUUUACUCUCUACCUGGUGCCGCUCGGUUUGUAUUCUCCUUGCAUCAAAGAGAAAGGGACCCUGGGCCCUGCGCCGGCUCUGAUUGGCCACAGAGGAGCACCCAUGCUCGCUCCAGAAAACACACUGAUGUCCUUUGAGAAGGCAGUGGAAGCUGGAUGUGACGGCCUGGAGACAGACGUUGCUAUAAGUUAUGAUGGUGUGCCAUUCCUCAUGCAUGACCACAACCUCCAACGCACCACCAACAUCCAUGAGGUUUUUCCAAACCGGACCAACACCCCUGCUGCCAUGUUCACCUGGAGCGAGCUUGAGAGUCUGAACGCCGGUUCCUGGUUCCUGUCUCAAAAUCCAUUUGGGACAGCUGGUUCUCUGGGACAGGAGGAGAGACGCCAAGCAGAAAACCAGUCAAUCUGCAGCCUGCAGGACUUCCUGCAGCUUGCUGGUCAGACUCACAAACUGGUGAUCUUUGACCUCUACCGCCCCCCCUACGGCCACCCGUACAGCAACAGCUGGAUUCAGCGCACACUGGAUGUCCUCUACAAAGUGUCGUCCAUUCAGUCAUCACAGGUGCUGUGGCUGCCCUCAGAUAUGAGGUCUCUGGUCCAUCAAACGGAUCCUGACCUCCAACAGACGUCUGGGAGUCGGCUCCCUCUAGAGGAACUGCAGCGUAACCACAUCAUGAAACUCAACCUGCCCUAUAGCUCCAUGUCAGCUGAACUCAUCAGUGAGUACUCUGCAGUAAACAUCACCACCAACCUGUAUGUGAUCAGCCAGCCGUGGCUCUACUCUCUAGCCUGGUGCUCGGGGGUCCAUUCGGUCACCACCAACGCUCCCCAGCUGCUUCGGACCCUCAAAUCCCCGCUUCUCCUUAUGAGUCCAGAAGAAUACAGACUGAUGUGGAUUCUCACUGAUGUCCUCUCCCUCCUGUUGGUCAUCAUAAUCUUCUACUUUCAUAGAUGGCGAGAACGGGCUUUCUGCUCAGAGGAAGAAAGGAAGCUGGAUAACAGCAGCUACAGCCAAAUAAAAACAGAGAUGGAAAACAUCUGGUCAGUCUCCAGUUCAAACUGUCAAACAGAGAAGAUGGUCAACAUGCCUACCGUGACGGAGCCCUGAGAGUCUUCUGGACAGCGCCAAUCUUGCAACCCACCAGCCUGAAAGCUUCCUGCAACACUGCAAUCAAACCACCGCAAUGACGGAAGAUGAUUGCAAAAAUCUACAAACAUCAAAUGUUCUCAGGUUCAAUUCCUUUAGUAAUUUUACCUUAAUAGUAAUAAAGUUACGCUGCAGUAAACUCCUAAUAGCUUUCUUUGACAAUGUGACUCAUAAGCUUGUCUGCGUAAAGAUCAAUAAACAAUUUUUAUCUA